Molecule: messenger RNA, 360 nt
Organism: Trachemys scripta elegans
Lineage: Eukaryota; Metazoa; Chordata; Testudines; Emydidae
Product: recQ-mediated genome instability protein 2-like
Exons: 1
Coding region: 1-360 (119 amino acids)
Biological process (GO): DNA repair; negative regulation of double-strand break repair via homologous recombination; maintenance of rDNA
Cellular component (GO): cytosol; nuclear speck
Source: RefSeq, a predicted model, not a curated record
AUGGUAGGGGAGCCGCGCAGCCCGCCGGUGAAGGUGCUGGCCGCCCAGCUGAAGCUGUGCCGGCGGGCCGCGGGUGGACCCUGGCUGCUGGGACUGGAGGAGGCCGGGAAGGGCCUUCUGGCGGUGCCGGUGGUGGGGAUGCAGGGCAUAAUGCUGGUGGUGGAAGCCGGGGGCGCUCGGGGCAGCUCAGCCCGGCUGCAGGACGAGAGUGGCCCCUUCCUGGUGCUGGGGGUGGAGCGGGUCCCCAAAGGAAAAUAUGUAAUGGUGAUGGGCAUGGUACACUCCCGCAGUCCAGAGCCUGUUCUUCAAUCUGUGAAGAUGACAGAUUUUUCUGAUAAUCCUAUACACAGGAGCAUGUAG